Messenger RNA from Trichoderma gamsii, 1422 nucleotides. RefSeq lists its product as hypothetical. The record is from RefSeq and is a predicted model, not a curated record. Gene Ontology annotation, molecular function: hydrolase activity, hydrolyzing O-glycosyl compounds. Bases 1 to 1422 code for a protein of 473 amino acids. Gene Ontology annotation, biological process: carbohydrate metabolic process. Lineage: Eukaryota; Fungi; Ascomycota; Sordariomycetes; Hypocreales; Hypocreaceae. The transcript has 2 exons.
AUGCUUCGUCUUGAACUAUUGUACCUUGGGCUGGGCGUUGCUGGAGUCACAGCAGCUCCAGCAGCCUCUGCCGCAUCGCCCUUGAAAGUCAUCGGCUAUGCUCAAACUCCCAAUGGCUUCAAGAGCCCAGCCCGAGGCUGGAAUUCCUUUGCUCUGCAGGCAAACCCCAACGCAGCUCCAAGUUUCAAGUUUGACCAAGCACACGUUUUGACUCAGUGCAGCGUCUUGGCCUCUGCUCCGUUCAACGGCCAGUACGAUACCUGCAGCCUCGACUCUGGCUGGUCGGUUGGCGGCAACGGAGACGACUUUGGUCGGCUCAUAUACGAUGACUCUGUUUUCGACAUUCCCUCGCUGGCCAGCUCUCUCCAUUCUCAGGGGCUAAAGAUGGGCGUGUAUGUCGUUCCUGGAGCCUUUGUUAGCGAUGCGAACAAGACCAUUUUCGGCACCAACACCACUAUUGGCGAGGUGUGCACCGGAAACGAGGGCUUGGCUCGCUGCGUAUUCGAUUAUACGAGGCCGGAGACGCAGGCUUGGCACGACUCUGUGGUCGACCUUUUCGCUUCGUGGGGCGUUGACUUUGUGAAGCUCGACUUUGUCACGCCAGGAUCUCCUGACAACGGCCAGAGCCUGCCGACUGACCAGAGCGGCACUGUCAUUGCCUGGCACAAUGCCAUUAAGAAUAACGGUAGACAAAUCCGCUUAGACAUCUCCUGGAAGCUGGAUCGUACCCAGAAGUACUUUGACAUCUGGAACAGCAACGCCGACUCCAUGCGAACCGACCAGGAUCUCAACAACUCCGGAUCCUCUACUUUGGUCAGCUGGGGCACCGUCCAGCGCGCCAUUGAAAACUACCGCCAGUGGAUCAUUGCUGGUCUGCAGUUCUUCGACGAGCUGAACGUCUACCCGGAUCUGGACAACCUGCUCUCCGGAAACCCAGAGAACAUCUCCGGCCUCAGCAAUGGCCAGCGCACCACCGUCUUCACUCACUGGCUCGGAGCCGGUGCCAACCUCAUCCUCGGCAACGACAUGACCACGCUGGAUGACUUUGGCAAAAGCCUCCUCACCAACACCCAAGCGCUCCAAGUUGCCGACUUCACCGCCCAAUUCCCCAUGCAGCCUCGUAAUCCCGGCUCAGGAGGCCAGAAUGCGGCGCAGCUCCAGGCCUGGAUUGCAGGUCCAUCUCCAUCCGGCGAGGCUGUCGUUGUGCUGACGAACCUUGGCCCUGACAAUGGCCAAGGCGGCUUCAACACACAAACCAGUGGUGUUCAAACGGUGACGGCUACUUGGGGCGACUUGGGCAUCUCUGGAUCGUUUAAUGUUCAGGAUAUCUGGAAUAACAAGAGCCUGGGAACUGUUAGCGACCAGGUUUCUGCUCAGCUGGACGAGGGAGCGAGUGUGUUGCUGCACUUGACUAAAGCUUGA